GCGGCCAUGAUGAAGCAAAACAGCAACGCCAUCCAUAACAUGACCGACACCAUCAAAGCUCUAGUGGCAGGACAGAGCAAGCCCAAAGUUCAAACAACAUCCCCGCCCAGACAAGGACCAAUGCAACCUCAGCCAGUUCCGGCGUCCAACGGCAAUAAUGAAGAAUGCCUGAUGCAGCACUGUUUCAAAGUCCACGAGGCCCGUCUGAAUCGCGAACAGGCGGAGCAAACUUGCCAGGCGGAUGGAGGCCAUCUUGUAAUGGCAAAAAGCGCAUACUUAUAUGACUUUGUUGUUCGCAUGAAGAACCAAGUAUCCCGAGACGACCAGUUCUGGUUUGGCGCCAAGUUCACGGAUGACAGGGUCUGGCUGUAUCCGGAUGGAACUCCUGUUGUGGAUGCCGUGCCCUGGGCUCAAAACGAACCGAACGACCACAACAAUUACAAGUGCUCACACAUCGUGUUUGGCAACAAGAAUGAUCCUGGGCGGAAGGAUCUGGUGGCCGAUGCACACUGCUCUUAUAGACUCAGCUUCAUCUGCGAAAGGACUACAGCAGAUGGGAAGUGAUGAAGUGCAAGCACCCAAGUGUUGCACCCUUGGUACAAGGUUAAAACGGUCGGCACAAUGAUUUCGGAAACGUGAAUGUCAUCAAGCAUUUCUUCAAUGUUGAUACUCUAUCAUUUGUGCCCAAGUAUGUAUAUGAGUUGGAAAGUCUACCCUUGAAAAAAAGUCAUGAUCCUACUAUGCGAUUGGCUCACAAAAGUUCUGGAAUGUCUCUGCCAAUAGUGGACGUGGACAUGAGGGUUCUGAUCGUUUUUUAUGACUCAUCAACGAAAUCAGUCAUGGUGCUUGUUACACAAAAACAUUCAUUAUACCCCCUUUCCACUAGGACGGCGCUCUCGCUGCGCUCUCUCUGCGACCUAAACUUUGACACAGGGCUCAACGAAUUGUAUAGAAAAGAAGGAAUAUUUUUAC
Messenger RNA from Branchiostoma floridae (Florida lancelet), 972 nucleotides. RefSeq names its product snaclec 7-like. The record is from RefSeq and is a predicted model, not a curated record. The transcript has 5 exons. Lineage: Eukaryota; Metazoa; Chordata; Leptocardii; Amphioxiformes; Branchiostomatidae. The coding region runs from base 7 to 564 and encodes 185 amino acids.